AUGGCAUCUUCUUCCUCAUCUUCCAAGGGAAAGAAAAAGUUUAGACAACCAAUGCUGUGGAGUCAGUGGAAGCGUGCAUCUUCUUUGUCCCACAAAGCAAGUGAGGAUCAUCGUGUUUUCUCUGGAAUCGAACCUCAUGGCAUAAGGAGGAAAGUUUCUGAAUCUUCAAGAUUAUUUGAUGUCUUCAUCAACCACAGAGGUCCUGAUGUGAAAAAUACUCUGGCCCUUCAGCUUUACAAAUCCCUUGAGAAGUUGAGAAUACGGGCGUUUCUUGAUUCGGAAGAGUUGGAGAUUCGUUUCCAUCCACCAUUCAGAAUCCAUCCGCUCUGCAGCAUGUUUUGCGACGUUACACCUUCGGCACUACGCCACAUAGAAAAAGGAGUCUACGCCAAUGCAUUCAAUCAAUAUCGCGAGAAAUCCAGUGACUGCAAGAAAAUAGUGUCAGCAGUGCAAAAGGAGGUACAAAGAAAGAAAUGUUUAACUGUUGCCAAAUAUCCAGUAGGACUUCCUAACCUUGUAGAACAGUUUCAAAAGCAGUGCAUUGCUAAGGUUGUCCAUGAUUUCGACAGCCAGUGUCGGAUGAAUAAACAAGGAGCAGGGGAAGCUAAGAUUGUUGGGAUUUUUGGCAUGGGUGGUGUAGGAAAAACAACUCUGUCCAAAGAAUUGUUCAACCGAAAGCAUUCAGAUUAUGAUCGAUCCUGUUUUCUGUUUGAUGUUCGGGAAGCCUCUCUGAAAAGCAAUUUAACUUCUUUGCAAAGGAAGCUCCUGGGAGAUCUCUUUGAUGAAGAUCGUCAAAGCUUUCAUAGCGUAGAGGAAGGCACGAGUAUUCUCAGCGAUCGAAUCCGAAGGAGCCACAAUUUAAGCUUCCUAAUUGUUCUAGAUGAUAUUGAUCACAUGGAACAGUUAGAUGCUCUAUUGAUCAGCGAUAAGCUGGAUAAAUUUGGUAAUAGUCUGGUAAUUGUUACGACUCGUGAUGUGGGAGUGCUCAUAAGCGCAGGAAUAUCGGUUGCUUAUAAUUUGAAAGGAAUGGAUACAACAGAUGCGAAAGAGCUGCAUGUUCAUGGCGAAGAUCGGAAGUUUUGGGAGUUAGAAUUGAAGAAAGUUAAAAAGACGCUGCCUCAAGACAUACACAAGAGAUUAAGAAUAAGCAUUGACACGUUGGACAAUGAAGAAAAGCAAAUUUUCAUUGAUGUUGCAUGCUUUUUCAUAGGAGAAUUGACGACAGACGCCAUCAGAGUAUGGGAAGGAUCAGGAUGGAGCGCUCAACAUGCACUGCGAAGACUCAAAAAUAAGUGUCUAGUUGAAGAAAUGAAAGAUUAUAAUUUCAGGUGGCACUCAGAAUAUUCCAUUGUAGAAAUGUUAGUAUUGAGAAUGCAUGACCAUUUGCGGGACUUGGGACGAGAAAUGGCAGAUGAAUCGACUCAUCCUAGUCGACUGUGGCGUUCUCCAUCUUUGACAUCAAUGCGAUACGAAAAUGUAUUCACCGAAAGCAAAGGUAGAUUUUUGGGUCAUUUCUGGGAACCGUCAGGUAUCACUAUCAGAUUCUUUGUAGGUGAAAUAGAGAAAAAGGCUGAGGCGACAAUCCCUUUACUAUGGCUUGAGCUAAGAUUACAUCGGUAUCCAUUCACAAACAUUCCUCGAUGGAUUCCUCUUCAAAAUUUGGAAUCUUUACGAAUCAUUAAUGGAGGUCUGAAAAGAUUAUGGCAGAAUGAUGUACAGACACCCGUAUGGCUAAAAGAACUUCAGCUCUCUAACGUAUCUGGGCUGUCUGAGCUAAACUUAGGUCUUCUGCGCUGUCUAGAAAAAAUCACAUUUUAUGAUUGCAGAGAUCUAAAAAAUGUGACAGGAAUAUCUGAACUUACGAAGCUAGCAGAAUUGAAGAUUUGCAAAUGUCCAGCGCUUGGGUUUGACGAAGUAAAUUUUGCCAAACUCAGUUGGUUGAAGAUAAUUGCUAUUGACAACUGUAAGAAGCUGGAGAAAAUAACAGGCAUUGAAAACUUGCAUUCAUUGGAAAGAAUGCAACUCUUAUAUUGCAGCAAUCAAACAAUUAGGGAUUACAUUCUAAAGAUGGAGAAGCUGCCAUCAGACUUUAUUCAACUAAUUGGUAGAGCAGCAGAUGGAGCAGUGUCGGCCCUAAAUAGAAGUCUCCUUCGUGACGCAGAUAUUAAUGUCGAUUCAGCCAUCAAAAUUGGUAGUGAGAACACUUGCCCUUGGAGUGCAAUCAUCUUAUGCGCUGUGAUUGUGGUUAAUCCUUGUACUACAGCAAAGCCGAUUAACGACAUCAUCAACAAAGGACGUGAUGCAAAUCCAUGGCAGAGAUUUUACGUUCGCGAAGGCGAAUGGGUUAUGACCUCGGUAACUACUAACCAGGAUGAAGUAAACAUUUAUUUUAUUAACAGGAAUAAUCCACGCUUUGGUUAUUGCUCUCCCUUUAAAAGGAACGGUAGAGCAAUCCAUCAUCGAAUUGCGAUUACAGUCGUCCAUAUGGACAAUGACAGUCACCGUGAAGAAAGGUGA
Messenger RNA from Cryptomeria japonica (Japanese cedar), 2517 nucleotides. RefSeq names its product disease resistance protein Roq1-like. NCBI's taxonomy places the organism in Eukaryota, Viridiplantae, Streptophyta, Pinopsida, Cupressales, Cupressaceae. Gene Ontology annotation, molecular function: ADP binding. The transcript is spliced from 7 exons. The record is from RefSeq and is a predicted model, not a curated record. Gene Ontology annotation, biological process: defense response. The coding region runs from base 1 to 2517 and encodes 838 amino acids.